Molecule: messenger RNA, 1527 nt
Organism: Trypanosoma brucei brucei TREU927
Lineage: Eukaryota; Euglenozoa; Kinetoplastea; Trypanosomatida; Trypanosomatidae
Exons: 1
Coding region: 1-1527 (508 amino acids)
Source: RefSeq, a predicted model, not a curated record
AUGCUUCGUGUAUUCUCCGGCAGCUGUCUUUCCCUCGAGCAUAUGGAGACAGUCCGGGACUUCAACUUAGUGAAGCAGCCACAUGUACUGGGCCCCGGAGCUGAUUAUUUCACCGAGGAUGGGCAACCAGUGCGGCCUCAGCCUUGCGCUCACACACUGCAUAAAGUGUUCUCAGGCAGCACGUUAGACCUUAACGCAGCGUGUGGUGAGAUUCUCUCCGAUGAAGACGUUGCGCUGUCAAAUGGAACGCGGGGGAGCCCUCACCGCGCAGGUCAACAAGGCCAGCAGCAGCAACCGAAGAUUGCCCCCGGAGCUACGGUUUCGACAAUCCUUAGCCAGUUGUCAUCUGAAACCGAGAAGGAACGCGCCAAAAGCCUCCGAAGCAAGACAGUCGUUCUGAUUGUUGGUGGUGUCGGUUACGUGUCCAGCCACGUUGUCAACAAGGCGCUUGAGGCAGGUUACAGCGUGCGCAUCACCGGGAGUGGUGCCCUAACACCACAGCAGCAAGCGGCACUUUCCUCCGUGGGUCGCGACCACGAGCAACGACUUUCUAUAUUCGAGGCGGACAUGACUAAUACAAAUUCGCUGCGUGACGCUCUGCGGGGUUGCAAGUAUGUCAUCCACUGCGGAUGUCCCGUUAGCUCUACUGAUAAGGACACGGUUGAGUUUCACCUAAGUGCUGUCCAGGCGCUCUUCAACGCCAUUCGGCAGGCUGGUAAAUCAACGGUAAAGCGAGUGGUGAUACACGGUGCCGCAUCGUCCGUCUUUCACGUCACGGAUCCCGAGCCACCGUCCGGCGCCUUCGACGAGUCCUGUUGGAACAGUGUCGCAACAAACGAUACCGAUCCCAUUCCUUAUGCUCGUAUAUAUUUUGAGAAGGAAGCAUGGAGAUUGAAGCAGAUGCUGGGGGUGGAGUUAGUGGUGAUCCUCCCGUCCAUCACAAUAGGCCCUAGCCGCACUGAAGAGGUUAGUGAUGCCAUGAAGAGAAUACAACAUUUAGCCACCGCCUCGUCGUACUUCCCAUACGCACCAAACUUGCACUGGAAUUUUGUGGACGUACGGGAUGUUGCUGAAGCCCACGUCCGGGCACUAGAGUGUCAGGAGGUGAAAGAUCAGAGGGUCAUAGUCUCCGGCGGGUGCUUUAGUUUCGCAGAGAUUGGGAAGCUCAUCAGAAAUGAAUACCCGCACCUCACCCCACCGACGCGCACAGCCAACACGCUCAUGACACUCAUCAUUGGAGCGACGCAUUCACAGGUGAGCAUACGCUUUCUGUGGCGUACGUUAGGCGUCAGGAAGUGCUUGGACACGCGCAAAGCAACGACUGAGCUGGGCAUGAAGUUUACACCCAUGCAGGAGACAUUGCGUGCGAGUAUUGAACAGAUGAUUAGCGCAGGCGAACUUCCCCCAGCGGACGGGUCGGUUAACGCGCGGUCUGUAAGUCGGGCUGGACUCGUUGUCACAACAAUGGUGGCCGGCCUCAUCGGUGUGGCGGCGUGGAUCGUAGUGCGAAGGAGGGGAAAGAAUUGA